Molecule: messenger RNA, 651 nt
Organism: Ipomoea nil (Japanese morning glory)
Lineage: Eukaryota; Viridiplantae; Streptophyta; Magnoliopsida; Solanales; Convolvulaceae
Exons: 4
Coding region: 184-612 (142 amino acids)
Source: RefSeq, a predicted model, not a curated record
UACCAAUUAUUUUGAUCUGUCAUAUAUUUUCAUUAAUUUGUUCUUAUGUUCUCUUGUUUUUUGUGUUUGAUCUAGAUUGCUAAUGAGCAAACUGCAAUCUGUAAAAGCUAGACAAAAAAUUGGUUGUAUUAAUAGACUUAGCAGGCUGGUGCAAAACAUGUUUAUGCUGUAGAAGCAUAUAAAAUGGUAGAAUACGCCCGAAAGUUGAUUGCUGGCAAUCUAUUAUAUGCUGAAAGAAUUACAGGAAAUGUUGAAGAUGUUGAGUUACCAGAGAAAGCAGAUAUUUUAAUUUCGGAGCCAAUGGUUCAAGCCAAGACACUAGUAGAAAAGUUUUGUACAGGAAAAUUUUAUAAAGCAGUGCAUUUGUGGACAUUACGACUCUCCAUAGAAAUGAUGUGCACUGAAAAUGGGUUCUCUUCAAACAAGGCUGCUCUGUUAUCAUUGUUUGAACUCCUAAGGAAUUUUCUAAUGAAGGUUUCUAUAUCAAAAGCAGAAAACUUGUGGCUUAUGGUAUGCAAAAGCCUUUCAGUUCUCUUGCUUUUAAUUUUGCUUCCCAUAGCACUGCUAAUGAAAAGAGCUUUGUGGCUUGUGAAUUUAUUAAAUGAUUUAUAAUUUUUAAUGGAAUUACGUGAGCCCUCAAGUAACCCUUUU